Messenger RNA from Ostertagia ostertagi, 399 nucleotides. The record is from the annotation of a GenBank genome assembly. Lineage: Eukaryota; Metazoa; Nematoda; Chromadorea; Rhabditida; Trichostrongylidae.
AUGCCAUCCAAAUUCAGAAAAGCGAUAUGGAUCCGAAGGGGGCAGUUCGUUGUCUUGCGGCCUAUUGAAGAAGGUGACAAGGUGAAAGCCGAAAUCGAACACGUAUUGGAUGAAGAGAACAUUCUGUACAUAAGAUCCAUAAACAAAUGGCCUACUCGGUUUGAAGAACAGGCUCGAAUGAUGACAAGAGAUGCCAAACGAGGAGGAACAGGAGAAAACACCAUGAUUGACGACGACAUGUUACCACCAACUGACAGCGAUGAAUAUGAAAGCAGUGGAGAAGAGUCCACCGAUGGUGGUGAAGGCGAUAUUUCCGAUGGUGAUUCGGAUGAUAAUGGACCUGAUACGAAUUUGCAUCAAUACAACCCAAAUCGUGAUAAAGCGCCAACUAGCAUAUAA